CGUCGCCCAGGAGGCGGUCACACUGUUUCCACCCGUCGACAACCGAGGAACGAACGUCGCGUUUUAAAAAACAAAUCAUCAAACGACUCGGACGCGAAAUCUUAGCGACUGGCGAAAAAGUUUCCAGCUGAAUCUGUAAAUUAUCAAGUGAACCAAAACGAUAAGCUAACAAAUCAUAUUCUUCGCCUUCCCAACACAAAUGUUUUCGACCAGCAAAUUUGCUUGUUAAAGUUAAUGCUGCAUAUAUGACAGGCCCACACGACAUCGACAGCGACUGAGACAAAAUGAGCCGCCAACACCAGCGGCACCACCAGCAGCACCACCAUCUGCCGCCGCAGCAGCAGCAGCCAUUGCAGCAGCAGCAGUUGACGGCGCAACAGCAGCAGCAACAUCAGCUGCUAAUGGCGGAGCAUGCGGCUGCCGCAGAGGCGGCGGAGCUGUUUGACCUGCUGUGCGUGGCCACCACGAUGCGCCAGAUCCUGGCGCUCCACCGGGCCAUGUGCGAGGCAGUGGGUCUGCGGCCUUCGCCCCUCAACGACUUCUACCCGCGGCUCAAGGCCAAGGUGCGCUCGUGGAAGGCGCAGGCUUUGUGGAAGAAGUUCGACGCCCGUGCCGCCCAUCGGGUGUACGGAAAGGGAGCAGCCUGCAGCGGCACACGCGUCCUGGUCAUCGGAGCAGGUCCCUGUGGCCUGCGCACCGCCAUCGAAGCGCAGCUGCUGGGCGCCAAGGUGGUGGUGCUGGAGAAACGCGACCGCAUCACCCGCAACAAUGUGCUGCAUUUGUGGCCGUUCGUCAUCACGGAUCUGCGCAAUCUGGGCGCCAAGAAGUUCUACGGCAAGUUCUGCGCCGGCUCCAUCGAUCACAUCUCCAUCAGGCAGCUGCAGUGCAUGCUGCUCAAGGUGGCGCUGCUCCUGGGCGUGGAGAUACACGAGGGCGUCAGCUUCGACCACGCCCAGGAGCCCUCCGGCGAUGGUGGUGGGUGGAGGGCAGCCGUUACUCCCUCGGAUCACGCUGUCUCCCACUACGAGUUCGAUGUGCUGAUCGGGGCGGAUGGCAAACGGAAUAUGCUGGACUUCAGGCGAAAGGAGUUCCGCGGCAAGUUGGCCAUCGCCAUCACGGCCAACUUCAUAAACAAGAAGACGGAGGCGGAGGCCAAGGUGGAGGAGAUCAGCGGGGUGGCCUUCAUCUUCAACCAGGCCUUCUUUAAGGAGCUGUACGGCAAGACGGGAAUAGACCUGGAGAACAUCGUCUACUACAAGGACGAGACGCACUACUUCGUGAUGACGGCCAAGAAACACAGUCUGAUUGACAAGGGCGUUAUCAUCGAGGACAUGGCCGAUCCCGGCGAGCUGCUGGCCCCGGCCAACGUGGACACACAGAAGCUGCACGACUACGCCCGCGAGGCAGCCGAAUUCUCCACCCAAUACCAAAUGCCAAACCUGGAGUUCGCUGUUAACCACUAUGGCAAACCUGAUGUGGCCAUGUUUGACUUCACCUCGAUGUUCGCCGCCGAGAUGUCCUGCCGCGUGAUCGUACGCAAGGGCGCCCGUCUGAUGCAGUGCCUCGUGGGCGACAGCCUGCUGGAGCCCUUCUGGCCCACAGGAUCGGGCUGUGCCCGCGGCUUUCUGUCCAGCAUGGACGCGGCCUAUGCCAUCAAGCUGUGGUCCAACCCGCAGAACAGCACCCUCGGUGUGCUGGCGCAGCGCGAGAGCAUCUACCGGCUGCUCAACCAGACCACGCCGGACACCCUGCAGCGGGACAUCAGUGCCUACACCGUGGACCCGGCCACGCGCUAUCCGAACCUGAACCGGGAGUCUGUUAACAGCUGGCAGGUUAAGCAUCUUGUAGACACGGACGACCCGUCUAUUCUGGAGCAGACCUUCAUGGACACGCACGCCCUGCAGACGCCGCAUGUGGAAACGCCUGGAAGGCGCAAGCGACGCAGCGGAGACUUAUUGCCCCAGGGUGCCACUUUGUUGAGAUGGAUUAGUGCCCAGCUGCACGCCCAUAAGUUUAUUCCGGAACUCAAAGAGGCAUCUGAUGUGUUCCGCAAUGGACGCGUACUCUGUGCGCUCGUUAAUCGCUAUCGUCCUGAUCUCAUCGACUUUGCUGCCACCAAGGACAUGAACCCUGCGGAGUGCAAUGAACUGGCCUUUGCCGUUCUGGAGCGCGAACUGCACAUCGAUCGGAUUAUGAGCGCUAAACAAUCGCUGGAUCUGACCGACGUGGAGUCGCGGAUCUGGCUCAACUAUUUGGACCAGAUCUGCGAGCUGUUCCGCGGUGAGAUCCCGCACAUCAAGCACCCCAAGAUGGACUUCAGCGAUCUGCGCCAGAAGUAUCGCAUCAACCACACGCACGCCCAGCCCGAUUUCUCCAAGCUGCUGGCGACGAAGCCCAAGGCCAAGUCGCCGAUGCAAGAUGCGGUGGACAUACCCUCGACGGUGCAGCGACGCUCGGUUCUGGAGGAGGAGCGGGCCAAGCGGCAGCGCCGCCACGAGCAGCUCCUCAAUGUUGGGGGAGCUUCCGCGGGAACCGCCGGUGUGGCCGGAAGCGGAACGGGCACUACUACGCCUCAGGGUCAAAACGAUACGCCACGCCGUUCGAAGAAGCGCCGCCAGGUCGACAAAACCGCCAAUAUUGAGGAGCGCCAGCAGCGCUUGCAGGAGAUCGAGGAGAAUCGGCAGGAGCGGAUGAGCAAGCGGCGCCAGCAGCGCUACCAUCAGACGCAGAACUUUUACAAGAGCCUGCAGCUCCUGCAGGCGGGCAAGCUUUUGCGGGAGGGUGGUGAGGCCGGGGUGGCCGAGGAUGGGACCCCCUUCGAGGACUAUUCGAUAUUCCUCUACCGCCAGCAGGCGCCCGUCUUCAACGAUCGCGUCAAGGACCUCGAGCGGAAGCUUCUGUUUCCCGAUCGCGAACGGGGAGAUAUUCCCUCGGCAUUGCCGCGCACGGCGGACGAGCAGUUCAGCGAUCGCAUUCGGAACAUGGAGCAGCGGAUGACGGGACGCGGGGGCCUCGGUGGCGAUAAGAAGCCCAAGGACCUGAUGCGGGCCAUCGGCAAGAUCGACUCCAAUGACUGGAAUGUGCGCGAGAUCGAGAAGAAGAUCGAGCUGUCCAAGAAGACCGAAAUCCAUGGGCCCAAGGGACGUGAGAAGGUGCCCAAGUGGAGCAAGGAGCAGUUCCAGGCACGCCAGCACAAGAUGUCGAAGCCACAGCGCCAGGACUCGCGCGAGGCGGAGAAGUUCAAGGACAUUGACCAGACCAUCCGCAAUCUGGACAAGCAGCUAAAAGAGGGCCACAACCUGGACGUGGGCGAGCGAGGUCGCAACAAGGUGGCCUCCAUCGCCGGCCAGUUUGGCAAGAAGGACGAAGGAAACUCGGACGAGAAGAAUGCGGGCAGCAGCAAUGCCACCACCAACACCAACAACACAGUCAUACCCAAAUCUAGUUCCAAGGUGGCGCUGGCCUUCAAGAAGCAGGCUGCCUCCGAAAAGUGCCGCUUCUGCAAGCAAACCGUUUACCUGAUGGAGAAGACCACCGUGGAGGGUCUGGUCCUGCAUCGCAAUUGCCUUAAGUGCCACCACUGCCACACCAACUUGCGCCUGGGAGGCUAUGCCUUCGAUAGGGACGAUCCGCAGGGUCGCUUCUACUGCACCCAGCACUUCCGGCUGCCACCCAAGCCGCUGCCACAGCGCACCAACAAGUCCAGAAAAUCCGCUGCCGCUCAAGCCGCCUCGCCUGCUGUACCACCAACGGCUGGAACUUUACCUGCUGCUGAUGCGUCUGCUGAGCCCAUGGACACCACUCCACCCAGGGACCAAGUGGAUCUGCUGGAGACCUCGCGGGCUACUGCCUCCGCCGAUGCCAUGUCCGAUGACGAGGCCAAUGUCAUCGAUGAGCACGAGUGGUCGGGCCGCAACUUCUUGCCCGAAUCCAACAAUGAUUCUCAGUCAGAGCUUUCCAGCUCGGAUGAAUCUGACACGGAGUCGGAUUCGGAGUUGUACGAGGAGGCGGAUGAUUCGCCCUUUGGCGCUCAGACCCUCCAACUGGCGUCGGAUUGGAUUGGGAAGCAGUACUGUGAGGAUAGCGAUGAUUCCGAUGAUUUCUACGACUCAAGUGAAGGUAUUGCGGAUGAUGGUAAGGAUGACACCGAGGGUGAGGAGUUCAAGAAGGCCCGCGAACUGCGCCGCCAAGAGGUUCGCCUGCAGCCCUUGCCCGCCAAUUUGCCCACGGAUACGGAGACCGAGAAACUUAAGUUAAACGUAGACAAUAAAGAGAAUGUGGCCGAUAGGAACUCUCUGAAAUCGGGCAACUCCUUUGAGUCAGCCCGCAGCCAGCCGUCCACUCCUUUGGCCACGCCCACUCGUGUGGAGAUGGAACAACUGGAGCGGAACGCCCCUCGUAAGUUUAGCAGCGAGAUCGAGGCGAUUAGCGAGAAACUUUAUCACAUGAACAACAUGGUCAAGAUGAACAAGGACCUCGAGGUGCUGGCCAAGGAGAAUCUGGUCAAGAGCGAUAUCCUUCGCAAGCUCACUCUGAAGGAGAAGUGGUUGGCAGAGAAUGCGGCCAUAGCAGCUGGCCAAAAGUUAGCUCCGGCACCAAGUGCUACUGCUCCUGUUCUCCAACCCAAGUCCAAGUUCGAUGAAAAGUUCGAGAAGGUAGUAAGUCCACCUCAACCAUCGGUGGAAGCAAAACCCAAACCAGUAAUCGAUUUCAAUCUGGAUGAACUGAAACCGCGCAAACCAAACUUUGAAGAACGACCCAAGGAGCAGCUGCCCAAGCCAGAGGGAUUAAGAAAACUGCCUCAACCGAAAUCCAAGGGUAGCAGCACCAAUGUGAGCCGUUCCAACAGCUUAAGGAGCAACGCCAGCACCGGGAGCCCAAAGGUGAAGAAAGCUCCCAUUCCCAGUGACAGCAAGAUGCAAAUUGAAGGGAUUUUAGGGACUAUAAAAAAGCUCCAGCGCCAGAACAGCAGCGAUCAGGAUGAAGAUAUGGAUGUAGAUACGGAUGUGGAUGUCGAAAGGCAACCCAAUAAACAGCUUAACAGAAAGUUAAAGGAAAUCCAGGUCAGCAGCUUUGCCGGUACCAUGGAUCACAUCAAAUCACAGCUUACAAUGCCUACUGUAAGUGCCCAGGCACCAGCCUCCAUGGACCUCUCCAAGUAUUUCCCUAACCAGAAGCAGGAGAAAAGCUCCGCCAGCAACACAAACAAGAACCAGGUUACUCUUAAGGAUGUAAAUCUAUCCAAAUACUUUCCCAGCAGUCCGGCUCCACAGCGAAGAACCGUGGAGACGGUGGCGGAUCGACUGAAGAAGUCGCAGACUGAGGCAUCUCUGGCCAAAUCCAAGGUCCUGGAGGAGAAGUCCAAGGACCAGGAGGAGAAGGGAGGGCAGACUAAAAGGAUCCCAGAGAAGGCGGCAGAUACUAAACCAGUGCCACCCAAACGACAAGCGUCAUUGGAUACUUUUAGCUUAAGGGAUCAUCAGAUGGAUGGAGCACUUGACCUGACCAAAAAGAAGGCUCCCGCGAAGGCUGCCUCGGCGGUAAAGAAACCAGCUAAGUUGGGAAGUACCACAGUCGUGACGAAAGCCACAGCUACGACAAAAGGAAAGACCAUCAAGAUAGUGAAGAAAAUCGUACCCAAAGGAACCAAGGCCAAAAAGGCAGCAGCAGCCCAAGAAGCAGCAUCUGCAGUCGAAGCUGCGUCAGAGAAGCAACCCCCAGCCCCAAAGGAUGAAGCUGAACGAAUAUUGGAUGAAAUCCUUGGAGAUGGGGAAGUGCGCUCGCCCAGCUCCGAAUAUCAGCGGUUGUUUCAAGAUGAAAAGUCACCCAGCGAUCUGUCCGACAACAUUGAUCGCAUACUGGAGGAAACCGGGUUGGAUCUAGAACUGGGUCUCCCCAGACGCAGUAGUAAGAAACUAUUAAAAACCAAAUCCCUGGGGGAGGGUGAGUUCGAUUUGAAGCAUUCAAAGGAAAGACUAACUGGAGUGCAAAACAUCCUCAAACGAUUUGAGUCCAUGAGUUCAGUUACUUCCCAGAAUUCUCAGAACAGUGAUGAACAGGGGGCAUUCAAAUUGCGUCGCAUGGAGUCCACCACCAGUAAUCUGAGCAGUUUGACCCGCUCUAGGGAAUCUCUGGUCUCGGUUAGCGACUCAAUGAGCGAUUUGGACAAGACCAUGGAAUACUUGCGUAACGAGUGGCGCAAUGAGGCCACAAACUUUUUGCAGAAGAAGCGUGACAAGUUCUAUGCCCAAAAGGAGGAGAAGCCAAAAGAAGUUGAGGUUAAAACCAGACCAGAUCCUUUGAACGAUCUACCUGUGCAAUAUCGCGAUUCCAAACUGGCAAAAUUCUUUGGCCUAGGGGGCUCGAAGUCACCCGAGAAGCGAAAGUCUCCCAUAAAGAAAAAAAAAUCUCCUUCUAAAACGCCAAAGGUGACCAAGGCAAACAACUCGCUGGAGGAGCUGGCCAAAAUCAGUAGCGUUCGCCAGGCCAAGCAGACGCAAAAGAAGGCGCCCAAGCUUGUGGUACCAAUACCAUUAAAACCAGCCACUCCUGUUCCUGAUGACUUUGAGGUUCUUGAUCUGCUGGAAAAAGCCACAGAGGCCAAAGAAUUGGAACGGUCUAAGACCAAGAGUCCAGCUGUGGAACCCAUAAAAGAAGUGCCGAUUGAAGCUAUAGUAGAAAUUCCCUUACCAGUAGAAGACAUUAAAAAUCUGCCCAAGACAGGAUGUGAUAAGUCAUCGAACAGCUCACGUCGUGGCUCCCAAUCCAGUUUGGCAAUGUCGCGGCGGCAGUCGGAGAUUUCUCUCAACGAGAAACUCAACCAAGAGGCACUCAUUGCCUUGAGUCACUUGGAAAAGGAAAGGGAGGCGGAGCAAGUGGACGAACUGUUCCAGAGCAUGGUGGAGGAAAUGGAGCAGGAACCACAGCCCAUUGCCCUUGUUGAGCCCCAGGAGGAAGACAUUGAUGCGGAUUCCCUGUGCACAACAAUCAGCAAGAGUCCCAGUGCCCAGCCUGUCACAGUGGUCAAAAGGGGCAGUUCCGAGGAUCAGAGCAUUGAGAAGCUUUUUAGCCACUUUUCAGACGAGAUGCUAGUAAAUGUGGAGUUCGAUUCCAACGAUGAACUAGUGGGCAUCACACCAAGGGCCAACCUCUUUUCCAGAAACACUGCAGACCGGGAUUAUUUGGAUAAGCUAGAGUCUCUGGAACGGGACGAGGAGACUUUCCAGCCGAUUAUUACAGAGAAAUUCCAAAAGGUUAAGAGCCAAGACGAAGUGGACAGCAACCACUUUCCAUCGCGCCCACAACGCAGACCCAAAAGCAGUUCUUCUUCUAGUGAACCGUCGCUGCCCGUGGCUCCUCAGAGACUGAAGAAAAGGCUGUCAAAACUUGAUCCAGAUGACAUGGCUCCUUCUGUACAGGAUCUCCUACAACAGGUUUACAAUAAGAAUGUCCAGCCUCAAGUUUUGGAAGUUGUUCCAAUCGAAGGCAGGCAAACAUUGAGGUUUCCUAGCAUGUUAGUGGAGGAAAAUGUGGACGAAGUGGAUCAUCCAAAAGAUGUUAUCAAAGAAAAUGGUUCGACUAAAGUAGAAAACAAUGAGCUGAUAAUAACGCAACCAGAAGAGGUUCCUCUGGCGAUUCCAAGUCCUCGCAAACCACCAGUUAGUCAGAGUAAUUCCCUUAAGAGCGAAAACUCCUCCGUCAGCAGUUUAGUGGAGGUGCCAAAGAUAAUUACCCCACCCAAGUCUAGUAGCAAGGAGAACUCCUCGGAUUGGGACAUGGAGAAGCUGCCAGCAUCGCCAAUGCCACGUCGAAAGCUGCCGCAAUACCAACCGCCAUCUAAAACCCAAAGCGUGGCCAGCAAGGAGAGCUCUUUGGAAUGGGACAUGGAGAAGCUGCCGAACAGUCCUAUGCUCCCAAGAAGGAACAAGAUGCGACCCAUCUCACCCAACACCAGUUCGGUGCAACUUCUGAACAAUCUAACCACUGAUGCAGAUGAAGAGGCAGCCCAGCGACGCCUCAUCGAGGAUUUCGAGCAGGAAAGACGGCAGGCGCUGAUCAAGCGGGACGAGAGCUUCGAGGUCGUUGCAGCGGAGCAACGCAGACGCGACUCCUUGCAAAGCAGCAGCAACUCCAGUGGCAAGCGGAGCUUACCACCGCCCACGCCGCCCAUGAAGAUGGGAUCUCGGCGAGGCACCACUCAGGAUACGAAUCGCACACAGGACACGGCCACCCGGCACGAGGGCACGCCGCCCAUGUUCAAGAAGCUGGAUGUCGAUGGGAGCGCAACCUCCAUGGAUUCCACCGCCUGUUCCACGCGGCGCAGCUCGUUUGCAUUUAUAGAGUUACAGGACAACAAGCCGGUGAUUGUGCCCAUGCCCAAGAAGCUGAAGCUGCCAAAGCCGGAGCAGCCCAGGUUUGUUCCCGAGCCGGUGGCCAUUGAUGAGCCCGUGCCCGAUGUGUUCCAAGGCCGAUCGUGGCCCAAGGCGCAGCUCGAAGGGGAGGGGGAUCUAGAGGACUUGGAUGAAGAAGAUCAGGCAGAGAAGCUAAAGAAACAGCUGCCCGAAUACGCCCGAUCGGACUCUCCGCCAUCGGCUGCUUUCAAGAACCGCAAGUGGCCGGAUGGAAAAACUGUUUUCGAUAAGCGUGCUGAGUCUUUAGAGGAAGAUGAUAUUUUCAGUGGAUUACUGUCCACCAAAAAAAGAGGAAUCCAAAGAUUCAAGGAUAAACCGCGCUCCCAAUCUCCGCAGCCUUUCAAACCGUUAUCCAACAGCUCCCGGCAGAGCUCGAAGUCGUUUAGCGACCUCAAGAAAGGACCCUCCCUGCAAUCUCUGUCAGCGCGAUCCAGCCAAGACACGGACACCCUCUCCACCACCACCACAGUGGCCACAGCUCGUCCUGCAAGCUACACCACCUUCGAUGACCCAAUGGACGCCAGUACCCAAGCAUUGCUGGAUCGCAGCAAACGGUUGCACAAUCGCAAGAGGGAUUUCGUGAACGAACGUGUGGUGGAACGUAAUCCCUAUAUGAGAGAGGUACUCCGGAGCACAGAUCGCAGGGAAUACGAUGAUGUGGACGAGGAUCUGACCAGUUACAGGCCAAGGCAUUAUGCCAGUUCCACGCUAAAUCGAUUUCCGAAUACCUCAACAAGGAAGAGCAACACAUACGACUACCUCAGUCCCAGUAGCGAUUAUUUGACCAGGAGAACCUACAACAUCCCCAGCAGCAGUGCCACCAGCAGCUAUUAUCCAUCGACCACGCGCAGCUCCCACCUGAGCGACCUGUUCCGACGACGCAGCCCCGCCAGCGGAUCCGGAUCCGCACUUACCGGCUACGGCAGCAAAGAGUCGUGCAUCGGGCUAGCCUCUGAUCGAGUUAGCCACUUGAUUGAAAGUAAAUGCACCUGGGUACGAUCUACGAAGGUUCAAACCGAGUCCGAGAGCACCUCGCCUGACGAGGUGGAGCUCAACUCUGCCACUGAGAUAUCCACCGACUCCGAGUUCGACAACGAUGAGAUCAUACGCCAGGCGCCCAAAAUCUUUAUCGAUGACACCCAUCUAAGAAAGCCCACUAAGGUCCAAAUCAAGUCCACCAUGAUCGGACCCAAUGCUGCUGCUGCCGGACACCACCAGAAACAGGUGGCGGCGCGGGAAAAGGGCGGCAGCUACCUCCAGAAGUACCAACCGCAGCCACCCCUUCCGCAGUUUAAGCCACUGGUCCAGGUGGAUCCCAGCCUGCUCAUCAGCAGCCAACGCGCUCCUCUGCAAAAUCCUCGGCCAGGAGACUACCUCCUAAACAAGACGGCUAGCACCGAGGGCAUUGCCUCCAAGAAGAGUCUGGAGCUAAAGAAGCGUUACCUGUUGGGCGAACCGGCCAAUGGCAACAAGAUUCAGAAGUCGGGAUCCACCUCGGUGCUGGACUCGCGCAUCCGCAGCUUCCAGUCGAACAUCUCGGAGUGCCAGAAGUUGCUGAAUCCCAGCAGUGACAUCAGUGCCGGGAUGCGCACCUUCCUCGAUCGCACAAAGUUGGGCGAGGCCAGCCAGUCGGCCGGGCUGUCCAACGAUCUUAUGCGCUCCGCCACCAGCAAUGUGAUCAACGAUCUACGCGUGGAGCUCCGGAUACAGAAGGCUCCGUCCAGUCACUCCACGGAUAACGAGAAGGAGAACGUGUUCGUGAACUGCAAGAAUGAGCUGAACAAGGGCAUGGAGUACACGGAUGCGGUAAAUGCCACGCUGCUGGACCAGCUGGCCCGAAAGAGUUCGCCCACCACGCCGACGAACAACAAGACGGUAAUCGAGGUUAUUGACCUGGUAACUCCAGAGAAGCCGGUGGCUAUUAUCGAUCUCACCGCACUGGAGACGCCCAAGAAGCAGAUGGUGGAUGGUGGAGCUAUGGAUGUGGACGAUCGCCUCACACCCGAUAGCAACAAAAUCAGCGAACUGCAGCAGGAGGUGAAGGAGGAACCGAAGCCGGAUGUUUCCCGGGAUGUUAAGGAGUGCAUCCCAGACAUUCUGGGGCACAUCAAGGAGGGGAGUGGAGCCAAGGAGCAGGUUGGGGAGGAACAGCAGAGUCUGCUGGAGCAGUCCGACGAAGAGAAGCGCGACUCCCCGGAGAAGGAUGUCGCCGAGCAUGAGCUUUAUGAGCCUGGCAGCGUGCAGAUCCAAGUCCCCAACAUCCCGUGGGACAAGACCAAGCCAGAGGUAAUGUCUACCACCGGCAGCAGCGGGUCCAUCUGUUCGAGCACAGACUCGUCCAGCAUCGAAGAUAUUCAGCACUACAUUCUGGAGUCAACGACUAGUCCGGAUACCCAGACAGGAGGCGGGAAGCACAAUGUGCCCCGUGUGGAGGUACACGAUACGAGUGGCGCCUUGAUGCAGGUGGACAGCCUGAUGAUUGUUAACGGAAAGUACAUUGGGGAUCCCGAGGAUGUCAAGUUCUUGGAUAUGCCCUCUGAUGUUAUUGUUCCACCUGCUCCUGCGUUGAAAACGUGUGAAUUGGACCUGGAGGAUGAUCACGAGACGGAACCAGUGACAGCUACUCCCGAGCCUGCAGAGUGCACGGUCAUUGAGAAAGAGCGUCGUGUCACUGCUCCACCUCCCUUGCCCGAGAUGGGACCACCCACACUGAAGUUCGACAGCAAAAACGAGAACAAGAUCGAGAGCCUGAAGAACCUCCCGUUAAUUGUCGAGAGUAAUGUAGAGCACAGCCAGGCGGUGAAACCCAUUACGCUUAAUUUGAGCAGUUUGGCCAGGACGCCAGACACACCGACCACGCCCACCGCGCACGAUAGCGACAAGACUCCCACGGGAGAGGUACUUUCCCGAGGAUCAGAUUCGGAAACAGAGCCCACAGGUACUGGUCAGGUGCUAACGGAAACCGAACUCUCCGACUGGACGGCCGACGACUGCAUCUCGGAGAACUUUGUGGACAUGGAGUUUGUGCUCAACUCCAACAAGGGCACGAUUAAACGUCGCAAGGAGCGGCGGCGCAGUGGAGCAAACAAGCUGCCCAGUGGAAACGAGGUUAUCCACGAGUUGGCCAGACAGGCACCUGUGGUGCAGAUGGACGGAAUCCUCAGUGCCAUCGACAUUGAUGACAUUGAGUUUAUGGACACGGGAUCGGAGGGUUCCUGUGCAGAGGCUUAUUCCGCCACGAACACGGCGCUUAUUCAGAACAGGGGUUACAUGGAGUACAUCGAGGCGGAACCCAAGCAGACGACGCGCAGGGCAGCUCCGCCAUCCAGUUACCCCGGCAACCUACCGCCCCUGGUGACGAAGCGGGAUGAGAAACUGGGCAUUGAUUACAUCGAGCAGGGGGCAUACAUAAUGCACGAUGAUGCUAAAACGCCGGUGAACGAGGUGGCACCCGCGAUGACCCAAUCCCUGACAGACUCCAGCACUCUCAAUGAACUGGACGACGAUAGCAUGGGUGGAUUGGGCUUAUCUCAGACCCAGCCCACUACAACGGAGGAGAGUGAGGCUUUGACGGUCGUAACCAGCCCACUUGACACGUCGUCGCCCAGAGUGCUCGAUCAAUUCGCCUCUAUGCUGGCAGCGGGCAAGGGUGAUUCCACGCCCAGCAGCUCAGAGCAGCAACCAAAGACCUCCACGGUGACCACAAGUAGCAGUGGGCCCAAUUCCUCGACGCCAGGGAACGCAUCAAAGGAGGGGGCUGCACAGGAGGAGGAUCUACAGAUCCAGUUCGAGUAUGUCCGAGCGCUGCAACAGCGCAUCUCGCAGAUCAGCACCCAACGGCGCAAGAGCUCCAAGGGAGAGGCGCCCAACUUGCUGGCCAACGCGAACGCACCUGUGAUAGAAUCUGUCGAGGAUCAGCCUAAGCCCGCAGAGGAGACUGUGUCCUUGAUGCGCUCGCGGAGCACCAGCAUCUCCGGCAAGGUACCUGAGAUUCCCACGCUCAGCAGCAAGCUGGAGGAGAUCACCAAAGAGCGCACCAAGCAGAAAGAUCUCAUCCACGACCUGGUCAUGGACAAGCUGCAGUCGAAGAAGCAGCUGAACGCCGAGAAACGUCUGCACCGGAGUCGCCAGCGCAGUUUGCUGACCAGUGGCUAUGCCAGUGGCGCUAGCCUGAGUCCCACUCCAAAGUUGGCGGCUGCGUGCAGUCCGCAGGAUUCCAAUUGCUCCAGCCAAGCACAUUACCAUGCCUCCACCGCGGAGGAGCGACCAAAGCCGUCGCCGGAGAGACCGUUGCAGAAGUCCGCCACGUCCACGUAUGUGUCGCCCUAUCGCACGGUCCAGGCACCAACACGCAGUGGAGAUCUCUACAAGCCGCGACCCUUCAGUGAGCACAUCGAAGUCAGUGCCUUGACAGGCUACAAGCUGGGCAAGACGGCUUCGUUUAAUGGCGGGAAAUUGGGCGACUUUGUCACGCCCAUUGCUCCGGCGAGAGUAAACCGAGGAGGAGGAGGAGGAGUGAUUGCACCGGAUAUCGCUAACAUUUCCGCCUCGACGGAGAAUCUGAGAAGCGAGGCUAGAGCCAGAGCUCGUCUUAAGUCAAACACAGAGCUGGGUCUCAGUCCCGAGGAAAAGAUGCAGCUCAUACGCUCACGUCUCAACUAUGACCAAAACAGAGUCCUCAAGCCCAAGCAGCUGGAGGAGAUGCCAGCCGGGGAUCUGGCGGCCCGUGCCCGCAAAAUGAGUGCCUCGAAGAGUGUCAAUGAUCUGGCCUACAUGGUGGGUCAGCAGCAGCAGCAGCAGCUGGAGAAGGAUGCCGCGCUCCAGGCCAAGGCGGCGGACUUCACAUCUGAUCCCAAUUUGGCUGCCGGUGGCCAGGAGAAGUCGUCGAAAACGAAAUCCGGACGCAGGCCAAAGGAUCCGGAGCGCCGCAGGAGUCUCAUACAGUCGUUGUCCAGCUUCUUCCAGAAGGGAUCCACAUCCGCGGCCACCAGUCCCAAGGAGCAGGGCGGCCUCGUGGCUGCCGGCCACUCUGAGCACUCAGAACGACCCGGCACCAGCAACAGUGGCACGCCCACAAUCUCGGAUGCGGCGGGAGGAGGCGGAGGAGGAGGUGGCGUCUUCAGUCGUUUCCGCAUCUCGCCCAAGUCCAAGGAGAAGUCAAAGUCUUGCUUUGAUCUGAGGAAUUUCGGUUUUGGUGACAAGGAUAUGCUCGUCUGCAACGCCGCGGCUGCAGCAGGAGCCACAUCACAGACAAACCACUCGCAAGAGUAUCUGAACACCGCGCACAACAGUCGCUACCGAAAGCAAAUGAACACUUCGAAACCGAAACCCGAAUCGUUCUCUUCAUCCAGCCCGCAGCUCUACAUACACAAGCCCCACCACCUGGCCGGAUCUCAUCCGAAUGCCCUGGACGACCAGACACCACCGCCCAUUCCGCCUCUGCCACUGAAUUAUCAGAGAUCCGAUGAUGAGAGCUACGCUAACGAGACACGGGAGCAUAAGAAGCAACGUGCCAUAUCGAAGGCUUCACGACAAGCUGAGCUCAAGCGACUGCGAAUCGCUCAAGAGAUUCAGCGGGAACAGGAGGAGAUUGAGGUGCAGCUAAAGGACCUGGAGGCACGCGGCGUGCUUAUUGAGAAGGCCCUGCGGGGCGAGGCGCAGAACAUUGAAAACCUGGACGCAACUAAGGACAACGAUGAGAAGCUACUUAAGGAACUUUUGGAGAUUUGGCGCAACAUCACAGCACUCAAGAAACGCGAUGAGGAACUGACCAUAAGGCAACAGGAACUGCAAUUGGAGUAUCGACAUGCCCAGCUCAAGGAAGAGCUCAAUCUGCGCUUGUCCUGCAACAAACUGGACAAAAGCUCCGCCGAUGUGGCCGCCGAGGGUGCAAUACUCAACGAGAUGCUGGAAAUUGUAGCCAAGCGAGCGGCCCUCAGACCCACUGCCUCCCAACUCGACCUCACGGCAGCGGGAUCGGCAUCGACCUCAGCCGAGGCAACGGGCAUUAAGCUGGUCGGACAACCGCAUGACCACGAAGAAUCGAAUAUUUGAAUAGCAAACUUUCCCUGGAGUGUGCUGGUCUGCGAAGUUUUAAACGGACUGUUGAGCCUAAAUACUUAAGUUGAUACAGGGGAGAACGUACCAAAAAGGCAGCUGAAUAUAAACAAUUAACAAUACUAGAAUCCAUGAGCUGUAACCGAAACGAGCAACUAACUAUUCAGAGUGAUUAAGCUGGCAGAGAACAAUUUCAAUAUAUAUUUAAGUAGUAAGCCUAACUAAUUUCGGAGAUGCGCGCAAGUUUGAUGUAAAAUCAGGCGGAGAAGAAAUCAAAACCAAAAACUAAUUUCGCAAUUUGACAGUAAGCAGUACGAUUGUUUUCGAGAAUACCUUUAGUUCCGUAUACAACCUAAUUGUAUGUUAAGUUAGUCGUUGCCACUGAAAUCUGUCUGAUCUUUGAAUGCCCUAUGCAAUACGUUGUGUUUUUUAUGCGUUGAUUUAAUUGUGUAACGUGAACAUUUGUAAAGGGUUUGUGAUUUUGAGCAAUUGUAAAUGGUGUAUUUGAGUUUCUUAGGUUAUUUUCACUUAGUGUUUGUUUGUCGAUUUUUGUGUAUACCGUUUGAAUGUAUUAUUAUUUAUUUGACGAAGCACCCGCAAAUCGUCCCAAACAGCACACCCAUGUAUGUUAUAUGUCAUCUGCUGCCCAACCAAAAUCAAAGUGAACACAAAGAGAUGCACACAAAUAUUUUCUAUAUGCGAGAGCCUACACAUAACGAUGUAAAGGGACAAAGCAACCAUUAAAUGUAUACUAAUGAAAUGAUUUAAAUUAUUGAGUAAUUUUAUUUAUAACCUGCAUAUAUAAACAUAUUUAUCGAAUUUAUUAUGUAACUUUUCGAUUUAUUUUGAAUUGAAUAAAGAUUUUAUGAAACCUAAA
Drosophila rhopaloa is the source of this 15345-nucleotide messenger RNA. It is a transcript of the gene Mical, whose product is annotated as F-actin-monooxygenase Mical. NCBI's taxonomy places the organism in Eukaryota, Metazoa, Arthropoda, Insecta, Diptera, Drosophilidae. Gene Ontology annotation, molecular function: protein binding. The record is from RefSeq and is a predicted model, not a curated record.